AUGUCGGACCACGACUAUUCCGCAUACGAGGACUUCAUUCAGAUGAUAGAGGGCCUCAUCUCUUGCCUUCCGGACAUGCUCCAAAGCUGUUUCCAUAGGGUUCUAAUCAGCAAGACCUACCUCUCAUCUGCUUCCCAAGAUCAAAGCGGUCACAGAAUGGGCCCAGGUCAUGGGUUGCAAAAUAGAGGUGGCUGGCGCACUCUAUCAUGUGUUGAAACAAGAGUGACACUUGGCGACAGAGAUCGGGAAAUAUCAGUCUGA
Messenger RNA from Ustilago hordei, 261 nucleotides. RefSeq lists its product as uncharacterized. The transcript has a single exon. The record is from RefSeq and is a predicted model, not a curated record. The coding region runs from base 1 to 261 and encodes 86 amino acids. Lineage: Eukaryota; Fungi; Basidiomycota; Ustilaginomycetes; Ustilaginales; Ustilaginaceae.